CUACGUGCUGAGCGUUUGCUGGUAAGCGCGUAGAGGAAAGUAUUACAGGCACGCAGGGCUCAACACCUCACAGACCUUCAAACUUUCGCAGCUGAAGUGCGAGCCUUACAUCUCUGCCCCUGACCACAACGCGAACGAGCGAAUCCAGAGACGGCCUGCUAUGAGAAUAUGUCCGUAAACGAGGUGUACGUGUUCCGGCCGUUUAAACUAAUCGCUCUCCUCUGCGUGUUCCUCGCACUUUGCCUGGACGUUGUUGCGCUGUUGAGCCCCGCAUGGGUUACGGCGGAGGGCUAUGCAUUGUCGCUAUGGGAGUCAUGUAGGGAAAUAGAGACCGGCUGGAACUGCAUCUCCACCCUCAAGUCUGACUGGCAGAUAGCAACGCUGGUGUUGUUAUUAGCAGGGGCGUCUGUGACGUUAGUGGCCUUUCUCAUCGCUCUGAUCUCUCUGUGUAAAGGCACACACAGGAAGCACUAUCGAAUGGUGGCAGUGUUUCUUUUCUCAGCAGUCCCUGCAGCUGAAAACAUCAUGAUGCUGUUUCCACCACUGUGGCGAGGGGAGCGUGGUGUAGCGAGGUAUGCGGCAGGAGAGAGAGCCGGGAGACGAGCGGUAAGUGAGUGGAGUAAUUACAAACGACCAACACCUGUGUCUCGUUCCAGUAAGGGCGCGGGGAGAGAAUAUAAACACCCGACGGAGGCACAAUGGGGAGAGAGAGACGGACUCGACACUAGCUGCCACACACGGAAACCUCUCAGUCAGCAAGGAGGACCUUCUCUGACUUCCGAGCGACGCAAGCCAGGCUGAAGGAGAAGCCGUGGAUAUUUAUGCUGUUUACUUUGGGUGCUCUAUUUAAGUUGUUUUUCUGUGGAAUAAAGUCGUGUCAGUCUCGCCAACCUCGUCCUCUUCCUUCCUUACCAUAACGAACCCGCUACAACCACAUUUAACUGUUGAGAUGGUAUUGUACAGGUGUUGAGCAGUGCCUUGUAUUUUCCAGAGAUGAUGCAUGAAACUGAGAUUCAUCAGACCAGAGAAUCUUGUUUCUGACAGUUUGAAAGAUUUGUUGAAAGGUACGUUUUUGCAUAUUUCAAGUUUUCAUGUGUCUUCACCAGGGCUCCAGACUGCGCCUAAAACGGUCGCAUUUGCGACCAAAAAUAUUAAUUUGCGAAUUAUAUUUUUGCAGAGAUUGCCACUGGUGACUAUGCAGAUUUACUCGUUUUUAAAGUGUUUCCAACGGAAGCGCCACACUUUAAAAAAAACGGCAGGUUAGCGAGAGAGAGCGCUGUGCAGGUCUCAGGGAAGGUGCACUUCCCGACCUCCAGAGGUGCUCUAGCGUCAGACGCACCCGACUCCCAUGUAGCAAGGUCCCCUAGUAGCAAGCAUGAGCCGUGCGAGUGAUUGGUACACAAGCAGUUUCCCGCACGCUCAGUGCCAGCACUCUGCUCUCCGUUUAUUCCACACUCAGCAUACCAAUGCUCAACGAAGCAGCU
Messenger RNA from Triplophysa rosa, 1484 nucleotides. RefSeq names its product transmembrane protein 47-like. NCBI's taxonomy places the organism in Eukaryota, Metazoa, Chordata, Actinopteri, Cypriniformes, Nemacheilidae. The transcript is spliced from 3 exons. The coding region runs from base 169 to 801 and encodes 210 amino acids. Gene Ontology annotation, cellular component: cell-cell junction. Gene Ontology annotation, biological process: cell-cell adhesion. The record is from RefSeq and is a predicted model, not a curated record.